Molecule: messenger RNA, 366 nt
Organism: Alternaria arborescens
Lineage: Eukaryota; Fungi; Ascomycota; Dothideomycetes; Pleosporales; Pleosporaceae
Exons: 1
Coding region: 1-366 (121 amino acids)
Source: RefSeq, a predicted model, not a curated record
AUGCCAUCCAAAUCCGGCUUAAUGUACUACAUCACUGUGACCCGCGAGGUCGACGCUCCCAUCGGUGAGCUCUGGGGUCUUGUAGCUGGCUUCGGUGCGGAAAAGGCAUGGUAUCCGGGAGCAAAAUCCGUUUCUCUCGCAGGAUUCGGUAUCGGAAGCCUCCGUACCUUUUCUUACGUCUACCCCUCCUGGCCAAAAAAGGACGAAGAGUAUUCUUUCUCAGAGGAGCUUACCGAAUGCAGUGCUCCGAAAUACUCCAUGACCUUCCGAGUCUGUAGGCCAGACUAUCCAGACAUGGUCGCCUUUGGUACGACCGCGCUGACCUCGCUUGGACCCAACAAGACCCGCUUCGACUGGAAAUGCUGA